UCCCUAUGUUUGCUUUUAUUGCUUUUACAUAAAGAGACAGGUAGUUUGUGACUUUUAAUAUUCUUAAGAAAGGUGCAAAACUUCUCAUAAGAAAAAUGGAAGAGUACGAAAUGAACCCUUUCGCUAAUAUGCUGCUUCAGCAUCAAAACACAGAGCUAAAGGAAGAAACGUUGAAUUAUAAUAUCCCGCAUACUACUAAUGAGAUUUACAAUGAAGAUUCUGUCAUAAACUUUCAAAACAGUCAAGAAGAAAAUCUUCUAAUUAAACAAGAGCCGGUGACAAAUUUUGAUUUGAAUAAUGAAGGAAAUUCAGAAGUUAAAACUAACGAUAGUGUCGUUUUGGAUGAUAUCCAAAUAUACCAAAAUUUGAAGAAUAAAAAUGAUGAAACGUAUAAUGAAAUAUCAAUUGUCCCCAAAGAAAACCAAUUACCAAAAAAGAAAGGGAGACCAAAAGGAACGCCAAACAAAAGAAACAUUCCAAAAUCGAAGCCUUCUAUGAAAAAAAGUCCUGCUGCUUCUUCUGAUAGAUUACCAAGGAUGAACCCAAAUGUACAUAAAAAAGGUUUAAGUGCAGAAGAUUCUGAAGAAUUGAAAAAGUUGGACAGUUUCUUUCAACUUGGUGUUUGUUUUAAGAUUGCGCCAGAACUUGACCAAUGCAAAGAAUGUUUUAAACGUACAGAGAUCAAACGUCCGAAACGUCACAGACGUCAAGAAGUAAAAGGUGAAGUCGAUUGCCGUUUUUAUCAAUUCAGAAAACUUCGGUACAAUGGAGACAAGAUUGAAGUAUUCGGCUUCUUACAUCCUGAAACUGAUCCAAUCGAAGUAGAUAAAAAUGUUUGGCUUGUUAACUCUGAAAAGUCAAAAAAAAGUAAAAAUUUAUCAGCUCAAAAUGCUCGAUUAAUAUUAACCCAUGUUGGUGAUGAGCUUUGCAAUUUGAUAGAAAACGAAAAAAUUUAUCUCCAAAAAUAUAAGUCAGAAGAAAAGGAGAUUAUUUGGAAGAGAUUAAUUGUUGGAGUUGUCGAAAUCUGUGACCUGUGUUCAACUACUUUGUUUAACUUUCAUUUUAUAUGCACCAAAUGCGGCUUAUCACUUUGCGUGGAUUGUGUAACUGAAUAUGGAGAAAGAGAUUUCGAAAUUUCAUGUUCAAAUAAAUCUCGAGACACACAUAGCUUUAAUGAUUUAUCACUCACACAAAUAAUUGUUGGUGAUUGUAUGGAAAAACUUCAAAAACAGCUUCAUGAUUCUUGUAAAUUAUGGAAUGUUAAACAUGACUGUACCUGUAAAAGCUAUGAAUCAACAUCAAUUGAACAAGCUACCAAAAAUCUUGUUAAAAAUCUCAUUUAUGAAAUGGAAACAGGUAAAUCAGUGAUUGGACGUGAGCUACCCCACCAAAACUGUACGAUAGAUGUCGAUUUCAAGAAAAUAGAAAUUGAAAAGCCUGAGCCUAUUGAAGAUAUAAACGAAGCCUUCGAUGAUUAUUUCAACAAAACAAAAACUAAUACAAAUCGACAAAAAUAUUGUAAGCCGAUAAAACAUUACACAAGUUUAAAAAAGGAAAAUGUUAUCAGCAUUUCAAGAAGUAUGUGCCAAACAUUUUCGAAUAUUUUAUAUCCAGAUGUUCCUCAUAAAUGGCUUUGUGAAAAUAAAUUGCUACGUCUCUUGGAACCUCUGCAUCCUGGAAACGAGUCUUUCUUUCAUGGGCAAUGGCAAAGAGGACAACCAGUCAUUAUUUCAAAUAUCUUAGAUCAUCUACAAAAAGAUCUUUGGAUUCCUCAAGCAUUUUCAACUGAGUUUGGACAUGAAAGAUCCGAUUUUAUAAAUUGCAUGAAUGGUAAUUUAGUGUUGAAUCGGGAAAUUUCAUCAUUUUGGGAUGGUUUUGAGAAUGUAGAAAAACGUUUGAAAGAUAAUGAAGGAAAGGCUAUGCUUCUUAAAUUGAAAGACUGGCCUCCUGAUAGUGAUUUUAAAAAUAUUAUGCCAUCAAGAUUCAAUGAUAUUAUGAAAAAUCUUCCAUUGAAUGCAUACACAAAUCGAACUGGUGAUUUGAACAUUGUGAAAUAUCUUCCAAAUUGCUUUUUACAUCCUGAUCUUGGCCCUAAAGGAUAUUUUGCUUAUGGAUCUCCUUUUUUUCUUAAAGAAGGCACAACAAAUCUUCAUCUUGAUGUGUCAGAUGCUGUUAAUGUAAUGUGCUAUGUAGGAUUUCCACGUGACAAAAAUAUAACAAUUGAUGAAUAUGUUGAACAAGGAUUCAAAGCAAUUUUAGAAGCAGAUUGUGACAUUUCAAAUAUUAAUCGUGUUAUAAAAGACGGAGAGAUUCCUGGUGCCAUUUGGCAUAUCUACGAGGCAUGUGAUGCUGAUCGUAUACGUGACUUCCUUUUAAAUAUAGCACAAGAAAGAGGAUUCAAGGUUGAGGAAAAUCAUGACGUGAUCCACGAUCAAAAUUGGUACUUAGAUGGAAUGUUGAGAGCUCGACUUUACAAAGAAUAUGGUGUAAGAGGAUAUGCAAUUGUUCAAUGUCUAGGAGAUUGCAUCAUUUUACCAGCUGGUACUCCGCAUCAAGUUCGAAAUAUUUAUUCAUGUAUUAAAAUAGCCGAAGAUUUCGUAUCACCGCAACAAGUAGCUCAUUGCCUUCAUUUAAGCAAUGAAUUUCGUAAACUUACAAAGACGCAUACAAACAACGAAGAGAAGUUAAAUAUUAAAAAUGUAGCUUACCAUUCAUGUAAGGAAGCAUUAGCAGCGCUUGCAAAUUUGGCCAACAAGAAAAACAGUUACUAUAAAUAAUUGACGCAAGAUCAUAAAAACCAAUUUCAAAACGUUGGGAAAGUGUUUUUUAUUUAUUUUUUUGACUAUUUGAAACUUAAAAAUGACUAAUAAAUAUAGAUCAAUUCCUGACAUUAAUAAAAAUUUAGAUAAACAUUAUUUUUACAAUGUUAUUUGCUAUACGUAGAAAUCCGAUUCAAGAAUAUGACAAAUAAUCACAAUAUAGAACAUCCUGAUUAUCAUCUUAAGUCAUAAAUUUAAUUUAUGUUUGAUGAUAAAAAUUAAAAUAACGAUAAUUUUUUUGCAAAUUAAUAAUGAAAUCUUUCGUGAUAAAAAUUUUAGCGGUCGACUAUCAUGGUAGUCCACCUUGUACUGGUUGAUCAACCCGUAGAUUUAAUUUCUCUUUAAAACGGCUUUGAAUUUCUUUCUUUGUAUUCAAAAAUAUCUCCUUAUCUGCACCUGCUCGAACUU
This is a messenger RNA of Clunio marinus, 3227 nucleotides long. Lineage: Eukaryota; Metazoa; Arthropoda; Insecta; Diptera; Chironomidae. The record is from the annotation of a GenBank genome assembly.